GCUCAAUUGACUAAAGCUCUAACGAAGAUCGCGUCCCGUCCGGCCAUUGUUGAGCGCAGUUUAAACAUCCAAAUAUAUAAGUAUUUAUAGGCAAGUGUCCAGAAUAGUCUACAAGUGCUUGAAGCGAACAAGCAUAAGUAGAUUGUAAGCUAGGUAGGUUAGGCAGGUGACUGAAACUUUGGCCUCUAGUGGUGGUUUCUUCUGGCGUCCCUUCACUAAUGGGUGAAUCAAAUACAAUGCCAAAGAAGAAGGAAAAUUCUCCGGAACCUGAGGAACAAGGAGAAGAACAGGAGGAGGAGUAUUCGGUAGAGAAGAUCUUAGACAAGCGUGUACGCAAUGGCAGAGUGGAAUACUACCUAAAAUGGAAAGGAUAUGGAGAUGAAGACAAUACUUGGGAACCAGAGAGCCACCUAGACUGCCCAGAUUUAAUUCAAGCGUUCGAAGAAAAUAGGAAGAAAGAAGAUGCAAGGAAGAAAGAGGAAAAGAAGAGAAAGUCACAGGCUGCAGAUGACUCUUCUAAAAAGAAGAAAAAAUCUGUAGAGGAGGACAGUCGACCGAGAGGUUUUGAUAGAGGUUUAGAAGCAGAAAAAAUCAUAGGCGCAACAGAUUCUAGUGGUGAACUUAUGUUCUUAAUGAAAUGGCGGGGAACGGAUGAAGCAGACCUUGUUCCAGCCAGACAAGCUAAUGUUCGGUGCCCUCAGGUUGUUAUAAAAUUUUAUGAAGAACGAUUGACGUGGCAUUCUUCAACAAAUGACGAAGAAGAGGGAAAUCCUGAAGCAGACUAAAAAUUUCAAACCCCUUCCAUUUUAUAGCUGUAAGAUUUUUUUUUAUUUGUAAGAGAAGUUUUUGUCUUGAGGGCAUUAUGAAGCCAAUUUUAUAAGUUUUAUGAACCUUGAGGUGUUCUUAGGUCUGAAUACUUGUGUAAGUACUGCCUUUAUGUUCAGUUGGUCACCAUGAAUGUAAGUUGUGUUGUGAUCAUGCAGUAUUUUUAGGUAAAUGAACACACCAGUACAAUGGAAGAAGAAAUGUAAUCAGUCAACUUUGUCAAAAAAGAAACAGUACCUUAAUAAAUCAGCGUCUGUUACAUUACUACCGAUUAUUAUAAAGUUCUUAAUACUUAAUGUAUGGAUAUGUUACGCUCUUGUAUAUUUCUGUCAUGUGCCGUGACCCACGUACAGCAAGGUACUACCUUCAAUAAAUCGAACUUUACAAUAGUUUA
Macrobrachium nipponense is the source of this 1219-nucleotide messenger RNA. Its product is annotated as chromobox protein homolog 1-like. Bases 219 to 785 code for a protein of 188 amino acids. Gene Ontology annotation, biological process: chromatin organization; negative regulation of transcription by RNA polymerase II. Gene Ontology annotation, cellular component: pericentric heterochromatin; nucleus. The transcript has 5 exons. Gene Ontology annotation, molecular function: chromatin binding. Lineage: Eukaryota; Metazoa; Arthropoda; Malacostraca; Decapoda; Palaemonidae. The record is from RefSeq and is a predicted model, not a curated record.